Molecule: messenger RNA, 2569 nt
Organism: Phoenix dactylifera (date palm)
Lineage: Eukaryota; Viridiplantae; Streptophyta; Magnoliopsida; Arecales; Arecaceae
Molecular function (GO): protein binding
Source: RefSeq, a predicted model, not a curated record
AUGGAAACUGGAUUUUGUUUGAGCUCUGAACUCGUUUCUCUCCUACCACCGCAGCUUCCUUCCCCAAAUGGCUCCAGAGAUCUCUCCUCUGCUUUCUACCUUCUAUUGCCCCUUCUCCAACUACCUUUCCUCCUCUUUCUAGCUCUCCAUGCCCAAAAUGUUCGGCUUUUCUCGCCGCCGGAUGAAGCUCGGAAGGCUGAAGGUUCAUCUGGGGGAUCCUUCGCAGGGGACCAGAAGUCCCAGUCGGCCCACAAAGCGAGUCAACCAGUCCGAUGGAGAGAAUGUGGUUUCAGCUUCGGUGAGUGGUCGGUCUGAUGACAUCAAUUGCCCAUGCUCAGUGGGUGCAUUUGAUCCCAGUAAGCGCAGUCUGGGGAGUUCUGACAAUUGGAUGGUGUUGCCGACGGAAGGGCACAAACCAGCUCCUCGAUUCCAUCAUGCAGCAGCUGUUGUUGGGAGCAAAAUGGUGGUUGUGGGCGGUGAUUCUGGCCGCGGAUUGUUGGAUGACACGCUGAUAUUAAGUUUGGACAAACUUACCUGGGCUGCUGCUGCUCCUGCUCCAAAGAUUCCCUUAUCACCAAGCGGCUGUUCCUUGAAAAUUCCUGCAUGCAAAGGUCACUCUCUGGUGUCUUGGGGAAAAAUGGUUCUUCUUAUUGGGGGGAAAACUGAUCCUGUGAGUCACAAAAUAUCAGUAUGGUCCUUUGAUGUAGAAACAGAAUGCUGGGCGCAUAUAGAAGCCAAAGGAGACAUCCCGGCUGCGCGCAGUGGGCAUACUGUAAUCAGAGCAGGUCCUGCCUUGAUCCUGUUUGGGGGCGAGGAUGCAAAAAGGAGAAAAUUAAAUGAUCUUCAUAUGUUUGAUCUUAAGUCUUUAACAUGGCUUCCCUUACAUUAUACAGGAACAGGACCUUCUCCAAGAUCAAAUCAUGUGGCAGCUCUUUAUGACGACAGAUUCCUUUUUGUUUUUGGAGGGCAAUCAAAGUCCAGGAUUCUGAAUGAUCUUUAUUCACUAGACUUUGAAUCAAUGGUGUGGACAAGACUAAAGAUCUGUGGUCAUCAUCCAUCACCUAGAGCAGGUUGCUGUGGGGCCCUUUGUGGAACUAAAUGGUAUAUCACAGGGGGUGGAAGCAAGAAAAAACGACAUUUGGAAACUCUAGUCUUUGACGUUCUAAAAUUUGAGUGGUCUGUUUCUGUUACUUCACCUGGUGCUUCUGUUACUACCAACAAAGGGUUUAGUGUAGUUCCUGUUCGUCACAGUGAUAAGAGUUUUCUUGUAGCUUUUGGAGGAAACAAGAAAGAGCCAUCAAAUCAGUCUGAAAUAUUGGUCUUAUUCAAUAAUGAACAUUCAAUGAGCUGGCGAUCUGCCCCAGAUGCAUUAUCAUAUGAAGAUUGCCCUGCAAGCACCAAAGAUCUUGGUGCUCAUCUUAACAGUGCUGCUCCCCCUUGUUCUGUUGAUCCUGUUGGCAGGCAUAGUCUAGCAUCUGCAGUAGAGCAACAUGCAUCUGGCAGGAAAUCUGUUUCAGAUUCAUCCACUGAUCUACAUUCUAUUUCCAGUACUAUGUCACUCCGUAAGCAGUUCCACCAUGAAGAAGAUUACAAUUUGGCUAUUAGGAUGCUGAAAUCUCCUGAAGAUGACAAACAUAAGGCAAUGGAGCAGAGAAGCAAGAAGCUAGAAACUGCAGUCGAGAUGGAUAUUGCUGGAAUUUUAGCAAGCACCGAAGAAAACCUAUUUGACUCUGAAAGCUCAAACCUUUAUCAGAAGCUGGGGAAUAACGAUCUUAUGGCUGAUAGUAAUCAUAUUGCACCUCCAGAAACUGAUGGCAGAUCCGGGCUUCUAGCAAAUCCUUAUAUAUAUCAAUUGUAUGAAACCAAAAUAGUCACUUUGACUAGAAAAAAUGUGUUGCUAGAAGAGCAGUUGACUGCUGCAUUGGCAAACCAGGAAGCUGCAGAGAAUAAUUUAUCUUCUGCUCUCAAGAGUAGGCAGGACAUGGAGAAAAAGCUUGCCGAUGCAAUGAAAGAAGUGGAACUGCUGAAAGAGAAGCUGGCAGGCAUGGAGUUAGCUCAAGAAGAGGCAAAUAAUCUGUCAAAUAUGAGCCACUCUGAUAAUGUGCGGCUUGAGCAUGAUGUGGCAUUCUUAAAGGCGGUUUUGGAUGAUACCCAAAAGGAGCUGCAUUCAACCCGGGGAGUUUUAGCAGGAGAAAGGGCAAGAGCAUUCCAGCUCCAGGUGGAAGCCUUCCAUCUGAAGCAAAGAUUGCAAUCUAUGGAGAACAGGGCACCGACACCAAGAAAACCUUUCCACAUUUAGAAUAGAAUCUUUUUUUCCCCUUAUCCUCAGAAUGUUGAACUCGCUUUUUUGCGAGUCUUUAUAAAAGACAUCUGUAGUUUUGGUGACCAUAGACUUCUUUGUCUGUACAGAGUUUUCAUGGUAUAACUGCAUCACGAAAAUUUAAAACAGCAACUUGUUUCCUUGUCAAAUAUUAUGGGGGACUAGAAUCUUGAAAAUCUUAUUGACUACAUGAAGAUGAUUCCAUAAUCAUUUCAUUGUGCCAGAGGUUUAUAAAUUACUCAUUGUGUU